AUGGCUUCCGCCACGCUCCUUCCGGCUGCGGCCAACCUCAAGGUCAGCGGGCUGUGCGCGUCCCAGACUCGCCUCGCCUCGUCCGCUGCAUCCCUGGCAGGAUCCAAGCCUCAAGCCCAGACCGGCCUUCGUCGCGUCGCUGCUGCCUCCGCCGCCCGCGCAUCCGCCGCAGCCGAAACGUCUGCGGUGCCGCCCGCAUGGCCGGGGCGCGCCGAGGCGCCGGCGAAUCCGCACGACUGGGCCGAGCCGAAGGCGAUCUCGCUGAUUGGAUCGACCGGGUCUAUCGGCACUCAGACUUUGGACAUAGUGGCGGAGCAUCCCGACAGGUUCAAGGUCGUUGCGCUCGCCGCCGGCUCCAACAUCGCUCUCCUGGCGCAGCAGGUGCGCCAGUUCCAGCCGGCGCUGGUGUCGGUGCAGAACCCCGCGCUGGUGGGGGAGCUCAAGGAGGCGCUCGCGGGGAUGGAGCGCCUGCCGGAGAUCGUGGCGGGGGACUCGGGGAUUGACGAGGUGGCGCGGCAUCCUGACGCGGAGACAGUGGUGACGGGCAUUGUGGGGUGCGCGGGACUCAAGCCGACGGUGGCGGCCAUAGAGGCGGGCAAGGACAUCGCUCUGGCGAACAAGGAGACGCUCAUUGCAGGCGGGCCGUACGUGCUGCCGCUCGCCAAGAAGCACGGCUGCCACAUCCUGCCUGCUGACUCGGAGCACUCCGCCAUCUUCCAGUGCAUCCAAGGUCUGCCAGAGGGUGGUCUGCGCCGCAUCAUCCUCACUGCCUCUGGUGGCGCCUUCAGGGACUGGCCGGUGGAGAAGCUGAAGGAGGUGACGCCAGCGGACGCGCUGAAGCACCCCAACUGGAGCAUGGGGCGGAAGAUUACCGUUGACUCUGCCACCCUUAUGAACAAGGGCCUGGAGGUGAUAGAGGCGCACUACCUGUUUGGCGCGGACUAUGACAACAUUGACAUUGUGAUCCACCCACAGAGCAUCAUUCACUCCAUGGUCGAGACUCAGGAUUCAUCGGUGUUGGCGCAGCUGGGGUGGCCGGACAUGCGUCUGCCCAUCCUCUACACACUCUCCUGGCCCGAUCGUGUGCCCACCUCUGAAGUCACCUGGCCGCGCCUCGACUUCAUCAAGAUGGGAGACUUGACAUUCAGGGAGCCCAACCGUGACAAGUACCCCUCCAUGGACCUCUCAUACGCAGCGGGACGGGCAGGUGGCACCAUGACCGGCGUGCUGAGCGCUGCCAACGAGCAGGCCGUUGAAAUGUUCCUUGAUGACAAGAUCCACUAUCUGGACAUCUGUCGGGUCAUCGAGGGCACAUGUGACCGCCACCGCAACGACCUCGUGCUCGCCCCGUCACUGGAGGACAUUGUGCACUUCGACCAAUGGGCUCGCGUCUACGCUGCUGAGGGGGAGGGGAAUGGAGAGGAGGUUAGUGGAGGUGGUGUGAGAGAAGACGCGCGCGCGGACGACGCUCCCGUGUGCGCCCUCGUCGGCUUCGUCGGCCUCGAAACUGCCGCGAUCGCAUCCCACGCGCGGAGCUCAGCAUGCCUCCAGGUGCUUCCGGCUCUGAUGCGGACGCUGCUGCCUUGUGUGCCUCAAGGCAUUCCUCUCCCAGCAGCAACCCCCCUUUCCCAACCCCCCAGCUCAUUCGCUCUUCCCCUGCUGCCUCUCACUUCUCACCUCCUCCCCCGUCGCCCGCCGUCGCCUGUCAGGUCCGGAGCGUCGCGUGGGCGGUCGCCUGCCGUAUGGCUCGUCGCACGCCGCCAUGUCGUACGGCGCGCCGUUCGUCGCCACCUCCGCGCCCAAGCCGGAGCAGCCCAUUGCGCGCCAAGCGCCAGCCGCGGAACGAUCGCGCGGCGACGGGCUCAGACGCCCCGCAAGGGUGGCGCGACGGGCGCGGAUGGGGGGAGGAAGGGCGCAGCAGGGGGAGGGUUGCUGUGCGGGUGCUGCGCGUGGCUCGGCGCGCUGUGCGCGCGGCUGCGGCCGUCGCGGAAGGCGAACUGGCCGUACGCGUUAGUGAGCGUUGUGUUUGUGGCGCUGGUGGCCUCGGAGCAGAUCGCCCCGCUGCUGCCCUCCACUGCCCGCGCACGGGGGGAGGCGCGCGCAGGGGGAGGCGCGGAGGAGGAGGCAGUGAGCGGACCGCUGACGCGGAUGAUGAGUGCCAUGUGGGGGCGACCAUCACCCACCACGCCCUUCAACGCCAGAAGCAACAGCAGAAACAGCAAUCACAGCAGCAGAAGCAACAAGUUAGCAGGAGGGCCCAGGGACGCAGAUGGAGGGGCAGGUGGAGGGUCAAGUGGAGGGUUGGGUGGAAGGGCGGGUGGAAAGGUGGGAGAAGCGGCAGGUGUGGCGGCGGAGGAGGAGUCAGUGGGGCGAGGGAGUGGCGGAGGGGGUGGGGAGGAGGAGGAAUGCUCUGAGUGCUGGAAGGAGGUGGAUCGGCUGAGAACACUCCGAGAGAGAGCAACAGGCGCGCGCAGGCGGCUGCUGGUAGAGCCAGGAGGGACGGUGGAGGGGUUGCAAGCAGCGGUGGCAGCAGUGGAAGCGGAAAUGGCGGCAUUGAAAGCCAAGAUGAGCGACCUGGCAGUAGCAACAGAGCAGAUGGCAAGGGAGGCGGGCAACUUGCGGGCGGUGUUGCAGGGCGAGGGGCACUGGGCUACAGCAAACCUCACCCGCCACUUCCUGCACUCCACGGCGCCCUCUCACCCCGACCGCUGUGCCGUGCUUUCUCUCGACCGACGAGCGCUGCAGCGGCAGUCCAAGCGUGGUCCCAAGGGCCCGCCUCUCUCCUGGAAGGGCUACACAUGCGAGGCGGCGCCUUCACAAAUCCAGCGAUACACAGACGUGGAGGCAAGAGCGCUGUGUCCCGAUGACUGGUUCUUCGUACAAGAGCUCGUGUUUUUGAAAAACUGCUUUGCCCUGCCAACCCGCCGCUGCCUUGCGCGCACGCCACAGCAACCCACAGAGCCACUACCGUUCCCGCAAUCCCUAUUCGACCAAGCCGCACUGGUGGACGGGGGGGUGCGGUGGGAGCAGCAGCAGUGCGGCUCAUUCCACUGCCUCAACACGCGAGCACUGGGCGACUGUCGCAACUGCUUCAACCUCUCACUCGAGAGCCACCGCUGGCAGCACCGCUUCCGAGGCAACCCCACCAUGCAGGACGUGAUGCAACUCAAAAACGGCUCCCUUAGGCUGGGACUCGAUGUGGGGGGUGGCACGGGGAGCUUUGCAGCGCACAUGGCACGGCACGGGGUGACGGUGAUGACCACAGCCAUGAACUACGAGACCGUGUCGGGAAGGCAUGCAGGGCUGCCCUACUUUGAAGCCAUCGCCAUGCGCGGCCUCAUCCCGCUCUUCCUCCCCCAUAAGGCCCGUCUACCAUUCUACGACAACACACUAGACGUGAUUCACAGUGUGAACAGUGUCAAGUACAUGCCCCUGGUGGAGUUUGAGGAGCUCGUUUUUGAAUGGGACCGCGUGCUCAGACCAGGCGGCCUCAUGUGGUUUGAGAUGUUCUACGCACCGGUAGAUGACAUGGUGCUGUAUGUGGCCGUGCUACAGCAGCUGAGAUACCGCCGCCUGCACUGGACGCUCAUGCCCAAGCCCGACCGCGGGGAGAUAGAGGCCCACCAGCUCUACUUGAACUGCGUUAUUGAGAAACCUGCUAGGCGAAAUGCGCUCAAACCUGUUGAGUUUAUAUGA
Molecule: messenger RNA, 3696 nt
Organism: Closterium sp. Yama58-4
Lineage: Eukaryota; Viridiplantae; Streptophyta; Zygnematophyceae; Desmidiales; Closteriaceae
Source: the annotation of a GenBank genome assembly